AUGACGGCACUGGCGGCGAGGCGUGGCGGGUUGGACAGCGGUGAAGGCCCGCCCUCCCCUCCUUCUCUCCCUCAGAUCGCUCUUUCUUUCUUUCUUUGUUUCCUUCUUUCUUUCUCAAGGAACAGCGUGUGUGUGUUUAGCAUAGGGGCUGCGCAGCUGCUGCUGAGUUUUGGGGGGAAAGGCUCAAAGCUUCCACGACUUCUUCCAAAUCAACUGGAUGUUUUUCGUUUGGAAAGAGAUCCUAGAAUGCGACCAAUGAUUUGGAAGCUUCCUCCAAAUAAAAGAGAUGAAAUCCAUUGGGCUUAUAUUAAAGUUGGGCCAAAUCAACCAAUUCUUGAUAAUUAUCCAUUUUCUGGUGAUAAAAGUCAUCAUCGCUUUCAAGCUUCAUGGUUUAAAUUGUUCCCAUCUUGGUUAGAAUAUUCUAUAGAAGAUGAUGCUAUAUAUUGUUUUUCGUGCUUUCUUUUUGCUAAGGAAUCUUCAAUCAAUACGGGUUCAAAUGCUUUUAUUGAGAAUGGUUUUAGAAAUUGGAAGAAAGUAAAUAAUGGAAAAGAAUGUUCUCUUUUGAAUCACAUUGGCAAAGGUCCCAAAUCAUUCCAUCAUAAGGCGCUGAAAUCAUGUGAUGAUUUGAUGAAACAAUCACAACAUAUUGAUAGACUUCUUCAUAAGCAAACAUCAGAAGAGAUUGAAAAGAAUAGAAUUCGACUAGGAACAUUUAUAGAUUGCAUUAGAUGGUUGACAUUUCAAGGUUGCGCAUACAGAGGACAUGAUGAAAGCCAAAGUUCAAGCAACAGAGGUAACUUUUUAAAAAUGUUGAAAUUUUUGGGAUCUUACAAUGAAAGAGUGAAAAAGAAUGUUUUGAAAAAUGUUCCAAAAAAUGCUAAGUAUACUUCAAAUGAUGUCCAAAAAGAAAUUCUACAUAUUCUUGCUACUAAGGUGAGAAAUUCAAUUAGAGAAGAGAUUGGAGAUGCCAAAUUUUAUUUUAUUGUUGAUGAAGCUAGAGAUGAAUCUAAAAAGGAGCAAAUGGCCAUUGUUUUGAGAUUUGUUACUCUAGAUGGUUUUGUUAAAGAGAGAUUCUUUGAUCUUAUGCAUGUCACUGAUACUUGUGCAAUAACUUUAAAGAAAGAAUUGAUUUCUGUCCUUUCUCAUUAUAAUCUCCAAGUUGAAAAGAUUAAGGGUCAAGGGUAUGAUGGUGCUAGCAACAUACGGGGUGAGUGGAAUAGUUUGCAAGCUUUGUUUCUUAAAGAUUCUCCACAAGCAUACUAUGUAUAUUGUUUUGCUCAUAGGUUACAAUUAGCAUUGGUGACAGCUUCAAGAGAGGUACUUCAAAUUCAUGAAUUUUUUACUCAAUUAAACUCUAUUAUCACUAUUGGUAGUGCUUCUUCAAAAAGACAUGAUUAA
Arachis ipaensis is the source of this 1398-nucleotide messenger RNA. The record is from RefSeq and is a predicted model, not a curated record. Lineage: Eukaryota; Viridiplantae; Streptophyta; Magnoliopsida; Fabales; Fabaceae.